Molecule: messenger RNA, 1275 nt
Organism: Cajanus cajan (pigeon pea)
Lineage: Eukaryota; Viridiplantae; Streptophyta; Magnoliopsida; Fabales; Fabaceae
Product: CASP-like protein 4A3
Source: RefSeq, a predicted model, not a curated record
UGGCAGGGUCUUAGACUACGAAACGCCAACGAAACGAAGGUCAUGGUUCUUCUUUUUAUCUUUUUUCACUUUAGCACCACCCAAACGAACCUUUAACCUUUUUCAAUUGUCUUCGCCUUUAUUUGCCCACUCCAUCCUUUUAAAAUCCUCCGAAUGCAAACGCAAAACGCGGAAUCGCUAGUCACGCGGAUCGCACUGCCGCCAUGAACAAGUCGCACUCCAAGAACUCCGAGUCCUCCACUCAGUGCGACUCGCCCGCCCACUUCCACUCCCCCAUGCACUGGGACCCCACCGAUCUGCCGGAGGAGUACCUCUCGCCGGAAAGCGCGCCGGAAAAACACGCCGACAACUCCUUGGCCGUCGUCACCGUCAGCAGCAUGCUCAAGCACUUCAAGCCUGAGAAGCAACCGGACCACCGCAAGCCGCAGGAUAACAACGCGGCAUCGGCGCUCACGGUCUUCAACGCCCCCGCGACGGAGCCCCGGGAGGAGCCUCAGCGACCGGCGGUCGGCGGAGGGGAACGGAGGCCGAGGCUUUCGCCGGAGCGGCGGAAGUCGGCGGAGACAGUGAGCAAGGCUGCGCUAGGGUUCCGGCUGAGCGAGGUGGUGGUGUGUCUGAUUUCGUUCUCUGUUAUGGCGGCGGAUAAGACGCAAGGUUGGAGUGGCGAUUCCUAUGACCGCUACAGAGAAUAUAGGUAUUGUUUAUCUGUGAAUGUCAUUGGCUUUGCAUACUCAGCAUUACAGGCAUGUGAUCUGGUAUAUCAAUUAGCCACGGAGAAACACUUAAUCAAUCAUCACCUUCGCUACCACUUCGAUUUCUUCAUGGAUCAGGUUGUGGCAUAUCUUCUGAUAUCGGCAUCAUCAUCUGCAGCCACACGGGUUGAUGACUGGCAAUCGAAUUGGGGGAAAGACGAGUUCACUGAAAUGGCAACUGCUUCAAUUGGAAUGUCCUUCCUUGCUUUUGUUGCCUUUGCUAUCAGCUCACUCAUCUCUGGUUACACCCUAUGCAAUCGCACCUCCAUCUGAACUUCUUAUAACUUGUCUCUCCAUACACUUCUCUUUUGUUCAUGUAUGUAUAUAUAUACAGUUUCACUAUAUUGUUCGUGUGGAGAAGCAGAAUUUCCUUCUAUGUCCUAAUUAUUAGAUAUAGGACUGUAAACCCAGAAACGAGGGCUUUUGUUAUCCACUCCCAAAAGAAAAACCAACGGCAUUUCGGGAAAUUAUGAGUAAAUUGAUCAAAUAAGGAAAAACCUACAUUCUAGUUUCCCCUGUUUUA